Molecule: messenger RNA, 1602 nt
Organism: Erythranthe guttata (spotted monkey flower)
Lineage: Eukaryota; Viridiplantae; Streptophyta; Magnoliopsida; Lamiales; Phrymaceae
Source: RefSeq, a predicted model, not a curated record
AAUACAAUAUUACUAAGAAUUAAAAUGUUGACACUACUUCUUUUAUCUCUGCCAAUAUUCCUAAUAUUUUUCUAUCUCCAAAAACACAAAACCAACCAUCAUCAUAAUCCACCAGGGCCUCAUGGGCUGCCGUUCAUCGGAAAUCUGCACCAAUUUGACGGCCGAAACCCUCAUACAUAUCUGUACAAUCUUUCGAAAAAAUACGGCCCGCUCAUGUUUAUGAAGCUCGGGUUCCGAAAAGUCAUGGUCGUUUCCUCAUCGAACACAGUGCAAGAAAUCAUGAAAUCCCACGACCUCGGCUUCUCGGGCCGGCCCGUUCUGGUCAGCCUGCAGAAGCUGUCGUACAACGGCAUGGACGUGGCCUUUUCGUCGUACAGCGACACGUGGAAGGAGAUGAAAAGGGUGUCCAAUCUCCAUCUUUUCAGCGUCAAGCAGGCCCGGUCUUUCCGGCCCGUUUUCCGAGAGGAAGUUUCUAGAAUGAUCCGGAAGAUAGCCGCGGACGCUUCCCUCUCUAGGGUUACCGACCUCAGUGAGUAUAUGCGUUCGUUUACUAGCAACGCGGUAUGUAGAGUGGCUUUUGGGAGGAGUUGCGGGGACGAGUUGACCGGGCUUCUCCGGGAAACUCAGUCCCUCUUGGCGGGCUUCUUUGUGGAGGAUUAUUUUCCUUUAUUGGGAUGGAUUGACAAGUUUUUCGGAAUGGGUAAAAGGCUUGAGAAGAAUUUCAGGGAGUUUGAUUCUUUAUAUGAAGAACUGAUUCAAGAACACUUGGAUUAUUCAAAUAGGCCUAAAUCAAUGGAAGGUGACAUUCUUGAUCUUUUACUUGGGAUCAGAAAGGAUGGAUCAUCUUCGGUUGAUAUUACUUUCGACCACAUCAAAGCACUCCUCAUGAAUAUAUUAACCGCCGGAACCGACACGACUUCAGCUCUUUUAGUAUGGGCUAUGACAGCCCUAAUCAAGAACCCUUUGAUAAUGAAGAAAGUGCAGACAGAGGUACGGCAAUUGGCAACAAUAGAUAAUAAAGAUUUAUUAGACGAAGACGACAUUUCAAAUCUUCCGUAUUUAAGGGCGGUCAUAAAAGAGACUUUCCGAUUAUAUCCACCUGCUCCACUUUUGUCUCCAAGAGAGACAAUCCAAAAAUGUCGCAUAAACGGUUACGAAAUCGAACCCGGAACUUUGGUGUACUUGAACGCAUGGGCUAUCGGAAGGGACCCGCAAACAUGGGAAAACCCUAACGAGUUCUUGCCCGAGAGAUUCUUGAAAUGUGACAUAGAUUUGAAGGGGAAGGAUCCCGAGUUGAUUCCGUUCGGGAUCGGGCGAAGGCGUUGCCCUGGAAUAUCGAUAGGGGUUGCGAAAAUAGAGAUUGCUUUGGCUAAUCUUUUGCGCAGUUUUGAUUGGGAAUUGCCUGUUGGGAUGAAGGAAGAGGAUAUUGAUUUUGAUGUGUUGCCUGGAAUGACUAUGCAUAAGAAGAAUGCAUUGUGUGUUGUGGCCAAACUUCAUAUGUAUUGAUAUAAUUAAUAUAUGUAAAAUAAGGUUGUGUGUGUGUGUGUUGUGCCAUAAUUUGCCAAUUGGUUUGCCGAGUUAUUUAUGGAAUUAAUUUCUAUA